AGAUACAAGACUCUACGGCAAAAAUACGCCCUAAAAACUCAUGGCCAACUGAAAUCAACUAAAAAUAUCAGAAAGCAAACAUUAAGCAUGGCUUCACGGACAGACAGAAAACAUGUUUCUUAAUAAUCUUGUGCUUACUAAUUCUGUUAUUAUUGAAUAAAAUAUGAAUCAUAUAAUAUCAGAAUAUACUUUAAAGGUAUUGUUCUAUUACCAACAAAGUGGUAAUCAGCCACAAGCCCUGAAAAUAAAAGACCUGGGGCAUUCAAACAGAAAUUCCAGAAAACUGGGAGAAAAAAAUAAAAACACGGCAGUGAAACUGUUUCUCCCACUGUAGCAUUCCACAGGCAAAGACAACACGCUGAAGGCAUGAUAUUUGGAUACGCAACAAGUAUUUCUUGUGCAAUCCAAUGUGCGUGCCUCGACAUGUACGGAGUGGAAUGGUGUGUGAUGACUUCAUGGAGAAACUAUAGGCCUCCAGUCAGGCAGAAGAGCCUGUGCACUGGACGGGCUUUGGACGAGUCAACAGACGGCAGGAAAUCAGGAGAGCAGCAGAGAAGAGAAACAAUGGUAGAGAUUAGAGAUCAGUUCACCUCCUCCCUCCGUGUGACUCUCCUGUUUGCUCACUGACCAUGACUUCCUUUUUUUUUUUUUGCACAUAAGCGCAGAACAUUAACCUGCUGUGAGGUGCACCGACACACCAUCCAGCUCCAGAAUCAACAGCUUCUUGUUGGGUGUAGCCAAGCAACGGGCGUUAUUUUUAUCAUUUAUGACUAAAAACCAAACUCAGUUUUUAAUUGGGCUGAUGUCAUCCAAACCAGUGAUUGACCAAUGACCGAUCUUAAGUAGGAUCACAGCGAGAACACUUCAAACCUGGGUGCGAUUUUCCCUCCUUGUACUCUGACCUCAUCUCCUCUUAUCUCUUAGCCAAAGAAGACUUUCACCUGCAACACAAUGCAGGACGUUUACAGGGAAAUGGAUCAGCAACAAAAGCGGGAUCAUAUGUUCAGUUGGUGAAAACACUCAUCAGGGCAAAUUAUCAACAAAGGCUGUACAACAAGGGCUUUGCUCCAACCACUCAACAAGCCCCAUCAUGUCAGAAAACAGGUUGUCAGGGAGUGCAGGCAGACACAGCUUCGUUUCCUGACAGAAACCUGUGUCGGUGUGCGACGUGAUAUCCUCUAUUUGCUCAGGCGUCCAGGAACCAUUAUGUUUUUGACGUUCCAUAUUUUCUUAAGGAUUCACUGGUGAAAACAGGAGGAAAUUCAAACAACACCUUUUUUUUUUUUUUUUUUUACAAAAUUAUUUUUCCAAGCCCUCUCUGAGCCAAAUCUUUCAAAAUGCCACUAAGAACAUCUCUUUAUAGGAAGCAAACGUCUGGCCGGUGGUCCAGCAGGAACUCUAGACGGAGAGAGGUGCUGUCCGUCAACAUGAUCAGCCUACCGCUGGCCGACUUCCGACACAUCACUCACAUCGGUAACGAUGCCCACGGGGACAGCUUUGGGGACCUGUCCUUUUUAAAGAACGGCCACAGUCUGAUGUUGAAGAGCUCUCAAAGUGAACAGAACCUCUUUAUGGCCUGCUCUCCUCCGCCAAAGCCCCCUCGCCUCAACGUGGAUGAGACGGACGGUUCUGAGAGCCCCGACUGGUCCGCGUGCCGGCAGCUCAACACCUACCAAAAGAGAAAAAAAAGCAACUCCAUGCCACUGCUGGACAGUGACGACGUGGAAGAGAUUGAAGAGGAUGCGAGGAACCAAAAGGAAAAUAACGGCUCACGCAGCCAGGCGUUGAACCCUGAUCUGGGAAGUGUGGCUUCAGAAAAGGACACAGACUCCGCAGAAAUGCAAUGUGAAAAUACUGAAACGCAGAAGGAAGAAGAGAGUAACUUUUCAUUUAGUCUCGACCUUGGACCUUCAAUCCUUGAUGACGUUCUUCAGGUGAUGGACAAACUGCAUUGCUAGUCACUGAGUGUUUCAGCGAGGAAGAAAACGAUUCUGAUUUCAUAGAGAAACUGAUAUUUAAAAGAGAUCUUCAACCAGAAAGUAACUGUUUUUUUUUUGUUAUCCUGGUAUGUUUAACAGUGGCAAUAAAGCUGUGGACAGAACAGCGACUGCACCUCCGUUUCAUUGGAAGUAAUUAAAGAAACUUAUUGACAGAAGAUAAUUGUUCAUUUCUCUUUGACUGAGUAAAACAAUGAUUAGGAAAAAAAAAUCCCAUCCUGUACGAUUUACACUAUCUAGAGAUCAUAAUAUUGAUGGUCCACCUCAUUUGGUAAAAAUCAAGAUAAUCAGGUUCGAUGGGGAAAACAAACUAAUCACGCAAAGUUAAUGUUCUCCUUUGUUUAACCUCUCGCAGAGUUAAGUUAAUAAUUGACCCUGACUGAUGAAAAUGUGCAACUGCGAGUUGGACCUUUUCACCUCCCUUCACUUCUCUCACUCUCCAAACCGCACGGCUCCACCGUGCACUAAAAACGGCUGUUAAGACUUAAGAGUGUUGUGUUUAAGAAAAGAAAAGCUGCGGCUAGAAUCCAAGGUCCUCGAGCUGUGAUGCCUUGGCUCUUGGCGUGCUUGCCAGUCUAUUGUGUGCAGAGCGCAAUUUUUCCUCCGCACGCAUCCCAGAGGCCCCACUCAAAGGUAGACCAAGGUACCCCCCAUCUCUCAUUCCCAACAAUGCAGUGAAAACAAACACUUAGCUCUGCUUCCAAUAAAAGCGGUGGCAGGUUGGGCUGCGGACCAACCCAGGCCACAAGUCCAAGACCCAAGAAGGAGAAAAAUAGAUGGGUCGGGCUGUUUUCUUAGCUGCAAAUCAGAGUCUGGAGCUCUGGUGUGUGGCGCACGAGAGACAUAGUGGUAAAGGGUAAUGUGAUACUUCCACAAAUGCGGGGGGUGCCAAGGGAGCGGGACCAGAGACAUCCAUUACUGCAACACAAGUCAUGAUGAGGGUUUAAACACUACCUUCUGACCAAACAGCCCUGACACGUGAAAGAGACAGACACGGGUCUCACACGCUGACGAGCGAGUCAAGCGACGGACACAUUUAUGGGAAUUGUGCAGGGUCAAGAUGAAAUUUGUGCAAACAUUUACAGCAACCUUUUUUUCCAGGAUUGGACCAGGAAAGACUGCGAGGCAACCAGAACCAAAGUCAAAUUCCUCCGUGCCUCACGGGUCGUGCUGUAAAAAAACAAAAACAAAAAAAAAAACAACAAAAACCCCACAAUUGUCCUAUAUCUGGCAACAGACUCGGAGUUCUAUCUAUGUGCCGACAGGAACAGCAAUGUUUGUGGGAACAUCUGCACAGGACAUCUGUUGUGGAACCUUCUAUUUUAAACAGCCGGUCCAUGCCACUGUUGGUAAGAUAUUUGUUUUUCCUUUGAGGAGGAAAUAAAAAAAGGAAGGCCGUCUCUCAGGAUUGUCUUGUUUUAAAAAGGUUCUUUGAGUCUGUUUACACUCCCGUCACGGACCUUCAUAUAUUUGUCUUUUUAACCAUUAGACAUUAUUCCUCGCUUCACACCGUCUCCAGAUAAAUUAUAGCCCCCGAACUGUCCACUCCUGCGAGCACCAUAAUAUUAUUUCAAAGUGAGGAGACACAUGAGGCUAAAUUAGACAGGCAUGUCAAGCAGGAGUUCAUGUGUUGUCACAGAAGUGCAGGAAAACAGACUGUGAGAAAACUGUCGUGUUGUUUGGCGGAGAGACGAUCUGAAGCACAGCUACAGCGUCUGAUACAGACGUGACGUCCAACAGACGGACAAGACGUAUCAGAAAUACAGUAGGUCGGGCUACGUCUUAGAUAUGAGCAGAAAGAAGUCUAUACAAAAUUCGUUGAUAUGAGGAGUCCGGCGCGGUUGAGCUCACCGAGAGUUCAGCCUGAUGUGAGAAAAGCGAGCCUGUAACCGAACCAGAAAUUAUCUCGUCUGCACCGCACACACUGACCGAGCUGUGAGGUAUUCCUAUCGACAUCUGGUUCCACUCCACUUGCCCAAACUAAACUUGUCAUACAAAUACCACAAACCCCUGUCAUCUCGCCGAGGAGUAAGUUCGAUGAGUUUUUUUUUUGUUUUGUUUUGUUUUGUUUUUAAACGCCAGGUACUGAAUAAAAGUGUUUACGCUAAACAAGAAAUGGUUCUCCUCCCCUCACAGACACAGCCAAGAUGAGUUUGUUUUCAAAAGGGAAUUUUGUACAAUGUGUUGUGACAGUUUGUUCUAAUACACUGUGAAACUGAAUAAAAUGUAUGCUGUGUAUUUACUAUUCAA
This is a messenger RNA of Cynoglossus semilaevis (tongue sole), 4247 nucleotides long. Its product is annotated as cdc42 effector protein 3. Gene Ontology annotation, biological process: positive regulation of pseudopodium assembly; positive regulation of actin filament polymerization; Rho protein signal transduction. The transcript is spliced from 4 exons. Gene Ontology annotation, molecular function: small GTPase binding. Lineage: Eukaryota; Metazoa; Chordata; Actinopteri; Pleuronectiformes; Cynoglossidae. The coding region runs from base 1338 to 1958 and encodes 206 amino acids. Gene Ontology annotation, cellular component: plasma membrane; cytoskeleton; cytoplasm. The record is from RefSeq and is a predicted model, not a curated record.